This is a messenger RNA of Gymnodraco acuticeps, 3509 nucleotides long. RefSeq lists its product as uncharacterized. Lineage: Eukaryota; Metazoa; Chordata; Actinopteri; Perciformes; Bathydraconidae. The record is from RefSeq and is a predicted model, not a curated record. The transcript has 11 exons. Bases 1473 to 2951 code for a protein of 492 amino acids.
AAAAAAGUGAUUAAGCCUUUCCAAACCUGAGCCUCACGCGCCGGCGCCGCCUAUGGUAUUGGGUAUUGGUUUGCAUGAAUCGCAACCAUUUCACAUGUAUUAGAUUCAUUCAUGUUGAGAUAAACUGAGACAAAGGGAUUAGGGUAUAUCUGAUUCCCACUCCAGAGCAGAAGGUGGCGGUAUAACCACCAAUAAACUGGAUACCAACCACAGUCUAUGAUACCAACUAAUGUAAACAGAGACAAAAAUCAAUCUACUUUUAAAUGUUCACGGUUGUAAAGAUGUGAAACAACAAACAUGGCUUGAACAAUAAGGCAUGCUACAUUAUUGACUGCUCUUGGACACUUCCAUGGAUGUAUUAAGAGAACUCUGCCAUGGUUUGAUUUUGACCGCGAUCUGGCGGGAAAGGGUUUCCCCUGCAUCCUGUGUGCACUCGCGAUAUUUGGGCAUAACCGUAAACUUAACCAUCAUCAUCGCGAGAGAGGAUCAUUGAGACAAUAAAGACCGUUGGCGAAAGUUGGAGGAGGUAAGCAGAACACAUUGUCAUCUAACUGUGAAGCUGUUAAUAAAUGUCAUCAACUGCUAGUCCAUGAGCGAUAUUGUGGUAACGUUGAUAGUUAAUUUGUUAUUUAGUGUUAUUUUUUAUCUCACUUAAAAAGCCGAAUGAGCCGACAAACAUGCUAAAGCUAACGUCGUUAACUAGCUAGUCUGUGUAACUGCCAGUUAGGGAGAUGGUUCAAAUAUAGGAUAUCAGGAUUGAAAACUAAAGGACGGUAGCAUUACCCUGGGAAAGUUAAACGGAAAGUGUGCUACCCCAGGCGCUUAUAUAUGUCAGUAAUAUCAGCCCCUUUUACAAAGGAAUGUUGCGCCGUUAUUCGUCUGCGUCACGUACAUUAGCUGCCAAGCUAGCUGCCAUGCGGAGCUAGCUGCCAUGCGGAGCUGACUGCCACUGUGGUUUUCGCUCUGCAGUUAAUGUUACGUGACGGAUGCCGCUCUGCCAGUGUCGGUAGUCGCACUCUCUGUCUGAUAAGGGGACUGAUAAGGUUUGGUGUAAAAAAAAGCAGGUUCUCUGUAACUUAACUUUCAUUGGUCUCUCAAUUUUUCACAGCAAUUUGUGACUGCAAAAGUUCCUGUGGCUGCUGUCCGUAGUUGGUUAACUAAUCUUGCUCUAUUGUGGGUUGACCUGUUUCUAGCAGUCACAAAAGUGUAUCACUCUAUAUAAAAAUAAAGGCUUUGAUAUAACCAUAAGUCUGCAGAUAAAAUACAAUGCUAAUAACCAUAGUAAGUGGGGCUCAUGUGUGCUAAAUACAACAGGUAAUACAAAUAAAUAAAUAGGAGAAGCAGACAUUUGUCAGUUUUAGUAGCCUCAUCAACUGAAUAAAUUAGCCCCAGAAGUGAGGUUGAAGUCAUGCAAAUGUACAUUUUAUGUUUUGUUUUAAUUAAGCUCUUUAUGUGUUUUUUGUCUCAGAUCAAUGGACGAUGUUGUGUGUGACACGUUGACACAGUGGCAGUUGACAGACGUUAUUGAUAGAUUUAAAGAAGAGGGAAUUGACGAGGAGAGUUUUCUUCUUUUAGACGAGGGGACCAUCAGCCAAUUGAUUCCAAAAGCUGGCCCCAGGCUUAAGUUCCUCAAAAAAUGUAGAGGACUUAUUGAACCUGCUGUGCCACCUACAAGUCCUGAUGUCCAACCAACUGCCACAACUCCACCCUCCAUGGAGGACCAAACGGCACCUGUCGUACCAGCGAUGAUACCUCAAACACUACAUAUAAUUCCACAAUUUGAUAUCCGCCAGAUUCUCACAGGCUCAACUGAAGGCAAGCUGAUCCUGGGGAGCCUUGAUGAGGAUGUGAUCAUCCCUUCGCAAAGAAAGUGCCUUGUCCGUAUUUUGGUGUCUCACCUCAUGGAGAAGUUUGGAGAGAGUCCUACCAGUGAGACAAAAAAGGCCUUGGCUGCAGCUUUGAUUCAUGGGUUUCCCUCCUUGAAGGACGAGUCGGACUCAAGCAGUGGCUUCGGAUACUGGUUCACCCCAGGACGGAACCGCCGCCCAGCCACUGGAUUCCUCGAAGAGAGGCUUCGGAACGUCAGAAAGAGGAUGAGAAAACCGGCCAGGUCACAGAGCACGCAGCAGACACCACCACAAAGUAGUGAAGCUGGCACUCGUAGGACAUUCAUACCAGAAUGUACCAUAUCGGAAGAAAGAGCCAUACAGUGUAAAGAAUGGCUGAAACACAAUUCGCAGCCCCUCAACCAGGUGGAGCAAUACAUGCAGGAUACAGCAGUGUACAGGGCCAAGUCUUUAAGGGAAAACGGGUGGGACAUUCAAGGGAUCCGCCAAGAGUUCCCACAUCUAUUCACUCCAGGCAUGAUUGCACAGGACUUUCAGAUCCUACAUGGAGAGGCUGCGCCUAAGCUCUUCGAAACCUGGCUACCUUUGUUUAAAGACAAGAUCCUGCACCUGGCGAGACGGGAAGGGAAACUUAUCUCGUCGCUUGAUGGAUUAACACCCGAUUGUUUGGGGGAACUUGCUCUGAGCCAGUUACCAACACUGCUUCCACCAACUGUCUACAGGGUUGGCCGAAAAGUGUUCCGGUACACUAUCGAGGAGUCUAAGUUGGCCUUCAUUGAUCAUAAGCCUGUUGGAACAAACUUGGUGGAGUACCUCCAUGAGGCGAAGGUGUCAAGACCUUACCCAUAUGUCCUGUCCCUGGGAAACGAUAUUUGGCACACCUCUCAGGCGUUCGUUAUUCUUGAUGGGGAGGCGUUGGAACAAAACACAUUGCUUCAGGCAGUAGAUGUCUGUUUCAAGGUAUUCUAUAUCUUUGACAUCGACUACACAAAGCAGUGUGAAGCUGUAUGGAAAUUCCUCCAAAAUGCAGUGUACGAAAUCAAGGGAGGAGAGGAGUCAAAACCUGCUACGUCCUUGCGUGCAGCAAUACUUGCUUGCAAGUAGACUUGUGGUCUUGAUCCUUUUAUUUUCUUCUGCUGGUCCUCCUGUUCUAUUCUCUCUCUUCUGCUGCUUGGCUCAGAGUAGGGUUCUAUCUGGUUAAAUUAAAUAUUGCUGGAUUUGUGAAGUGUGUGUGUGUUAUGUUCAAAAUACUACCUAAUGCUCAAAGUAUUUUAUGAGCAAGUUGUGUGCUAAAAAAAGAGCUAAAUGGUGGAAGCAUAAAUUGUUAAAAUGUUUAUUUGCACAUCUUAGUUUCCUGUAGUUCGGAUCACCUAAAGGAGCAGUACAUUGUUGUGAUCAUGUUGGAGGAUUUUCUUUGUAACGUUUACAUAGCCAGUAUAUGAACCAGUCAUUUCUGAAAAAACGUAUGUUGCUAUUAGUGGUUCUCAAACCAGAGCUUGUAGAUCUGCUAAUGUGUGUUGUUUACAGGCUGUACUGUACAUGCAUAAAUGUUAAGUUUUGUUUAAAGAAAGUUUUGCACUUUAUUGUGAACUGAAUAUGUUUGCACUUUAUUGAACUGUCAAUUGUUAUAACAAUAAAAUGAAUAUUUUUCUAAGAUUCCAA